UGAUUUGUUUAAAUAAUAAUUAGAUGGCAGCACAAAGCUCUCUUAUAAAGUUGACUACAGCGCAAACUGUCAAAUGUGGAAGAAUAUAUUUGAUAUCAAUUUAAAUUUAAAUUUUGAUUAUAUUUUUUUUAAAAUAAAUUUAACUUUAAAAUUUUUUAAGAAAACAAUAAAUAAAUAAAAUAUGUGACAAAAUUAUAUAAUUUAAAUAAUUAAAAAUAAUUAAAAUAAAUUAUAAAUUACGGAACGAACAUAUUAAAAAAUCCAUGGUUGAAGUUUUAUUUGAUUUUAGUACAGUUGUUCUUGAAUCAUCACAAAAAUACAAAGCAUCAGAUAGGUCAAUGACAUAUAUGAUAAUAAUACAAUUUAGCUUGAGCAGACUGAUUCAUUUUAAUUUGUAAUUUGAAUCAAAAUGCCCGAGCAAAACUCAAGUGAUCAAUAUUCGACAUGGGUUGGUCUAAUAUAUAUUUUUAAUUUAAUUGUUGGAACAGGAGCUUUAACGUUACCUGCUGUUUUUAGUCGAGCAGGAUGGGCUCUUGGAUUAAGUGUUAUUUUAAUAUUAGCAUUUAUAAGUUUUAUCACAGUUACAUUUGUGAUUGAGGUAAUGGCAUCUGCUAAUGCUAUACUAGCAUGGCGACACAUUCAACAUAGAAAACGUGUAUGUUUUUCUCAAGAUUCAUCUUUCAACGAAUCAGAAUCUGAGGUACUUCAAACACUAGAUGAAUCAGGACCUUCAAAUUUAGAUUCUGAAGAUACUCCUCUUGUUACUCCAUUUUCAACUAGUCCUGAUUGUACAGAUAUGACAUAUCGAUAUUAUGUAAUACGUGAUAAAAUAGAAAUGGGACAGAUGGCAUCAAUUUUUUUUAAUAAGUUUGGCAUAACUCUAUUCUACUUGUGUUUUGCUAUAUAUCUUUAUGGAGAUCUAAGUAUAUAUGGAGCAGCAGUAGCAAAAACUUUAGCUGAUGUUAUUUGUACUUAUCAACCAACAAAUUUUACAUGUAAUGAUACAAUACCAGAUACUGAAAUCUGUUGGAAAGAAUUUACUCUAAAUCGAUCAGAUGCAUAUAGAAUAUUUCUUAGUAUAUUUAUAUUUUUGUUGGGUCCAUUUGUAUUCUUUAAUAUUCAAAAAACUAAAUAUCUUCAACUUUUAACUUCAGCUAUGAGAUCACUUGCAUUUACCAUCAUGAUUGCUUAUGCAUUAAAAAAUUUAUUUAUUCAUGGUCCACAAGGAAAUCCUCCAGCAGCAAAUAUUAUGGGUAUACCUAGUUUAUUUGGUGCUUGUAUCUAUUCUUUUAUGUGUCAUCAUUCUUUACCUGCAUUGGUUGCUCCAAUCGCAAAUAAGACCACUUUGACUCGAUUUUUGGCACUGGAUUAUUUAUUAAUAGCAUUUUUUUAUCUUUUACUGGCAUUAACUGGAGCAUUUGCUUUCGAACAUUUGGACGAUCUUUACACUUUAGAUUUUAGUCCUCAUGGAUCUGGAGAUUGUUCCAAAAGUAAUAAUAUUUUUAUUAUUCUUAUAGAAUAUUUUUUGGCACUUUUUCCAGUGUUUACAUUGAGUACAAGCUUUCCUAUUAUAGCUAUCACGCUUAGAAAUAAUUUACAAUCAUUAUUUCUUAAUGAAGAUACAUCAUAUUCAUGCCUUCGUAAAAUUGUCUUCCCAAUAUUAGCAAUAUUACCUCCAUAUAUGAUUGCUUUGAGUACUAAAGAUUUAUCAAUAUUAGUAGGAAUUACAGGAUCAUAUGCUGGAGCAGGAAUUCAAUAUUUGAUUCCAACAUUUUUAGUAUAUUAUGCCAGACAAAAGACCAAUAAAGUUAUAGGUCUUGGUGUUGUUAAUAAAUUUGCAAGUCCAUUUUCUAAUAAUUGUUGGCUCAUUUUUGUAAUAGUUUGGGCAAUUACUUGCAUGAUUUUAGUAUCAGUCAAUUUUAUUCAAAUUCAUUUUUAUUCUAUAAGCAUACAUUUACAGUAAAAAAAUUUAAGAUUUAGAUAUUUAAAUUAAAAAUGUAAAAAGAGAAAUUAAUAAUGGUGCAAAUUUGAAUUAUUCUUGAAAGUUGCAUAUCUAAAGUAAUAUCAUUAAAUCUAAAAUUGGAUUAUUUAUAAAACAUAUAGAAUGAAAAUUGUGAUAUUAAUGAUUUUAAGUUAAAAUCAUAAUUAAGAUACGAAAUUUUUAACAGUAACUCUAAUAAGAGCUUGCUAAUAAGUAAAAAAAAUCUUUUCAAAAAUUAAUAAAUAUUUAUUUAAACCAUGAAAUGAUUGAUUUUAGAAGAUAGUAUUUUUAAAUAGUUAUUGUUAUUGAUAGUAAGAUACUUUCAUUUUAUUUUUUGGCAUUAUUAUUAGAAAAUAAUUUUUUUCAUAUAAGAGAAUAUAAUAUUAAUAAUAAUAAUAAUGAUAAUGAUAUUAAUUAUAAUAAUAUAUCAUGACACAAUGUGUCACAAUAAAUUGACAAUACACUGGCACAAGUCAGGAUUAAUCUUAUACAAGCCAAAUGAAUUAAUUUAAGUUAUAAACUUUUAUAUAAUAUAUUCUUUAUCUUUUUUAUAUUUUUAUUCGAUAGAAAAUAUGUCUCAGUACAGUCUUUACUGUACAUAAAUGUCUUUCAAAUAAGUGAUAUUUAGUGGCCAAUUAAUAAUAUUUUGUCCACUAUUUAAACGGUAUGAAGAUGCAUCUAAAUCUGUAGACUUAUAUAAUUGUUAAUGAAUAUAUAUUCAAAAAUAUUAAAGGCCUAUUUUUAUUUAUUAUAUUAAAAAAAAUUCAUUCCUAGUAUGGUUUCUUGAAAAAGAAUUAGAUUAAAUAAUUAUUGUUAAUUAAAUUUGAUUUGUAUAUCACAGAACAUAUUUUUAUAUGGUAUAAAACUGCCAAAGUAUUCAUAAAAUGCCUCUUGUACCGUGUACCUGUACAAAUGUAAUAUAUAUAUAAAUACGUAAAAUAUGUAUACAUAUAUUUUCUAAAAGUAAAAGAAAAAAAUAAAGAAUUGAUUACAUAAGCUUA
Molecule: messenger RNA, 2982 nt
Organism: Apis cerana (Asiatic honeybee)
Lineage: Eukaryota; Metazoa; Arthropoda; Insecta; Hymenoptera; Apidae
Product: hydroxyacylglutathione hydrolase, mitochondrial
Molecular function (GO): hydroxyacylglutathione hydrolase activity
Source: RefSeq, a predicted model, not a curated record